Messenger RNA from Oryza sativa Japonica Group (Japanese rice), 3251 nucleotides. Its product is annotated as dynamin-related protein 3A. Gene Ontology annotation, molecular function: GTP binding; microtubule binding; GTPase activity. The record is from RefSeq and is a predicted model, not a curated record. Gene Ontology annotation, cellular component: membrane; cytoplasm; microtubule. Lineage: Eukaryota; Viridiplantae; Streptophyta; Magnoliopsida; Poales; Poaceae.
GUUAUAAAGGUCAAUUCCUCCUCUCUCUCCCACCUCUGAAUCCUCCUCUCCUUCCCCUCGACACCUCCCGAUUCAAAUCGAUACCCAAAAAAAAAAAAAAAUUCACGCGAGAGCUCUCGAUCUAGGGAUCCCUCGUGUUGCCGCAGAGUCGCCGCCUCCGCCGCACAAAACCCUAGGUCUAGCGGCGGAGCCCCCUCCUCCACCCCUUCGCUCCCAUGGAGGACGGCAUCUACUCGUCCUCCGCGCCGCCGUCGACGGCGACGGCGGCCGCGGCGGCGGCGGCGGUGGGGUCGUCGGUGAUCCCGAUCGUGAACAAGCUGCAGGACAUCUUCUCGCAGCUGGGGAGCAGCUCCACGAUCGACCUGCCGCAGGUCGCCGUCGUGGGGAGCCAGAGCAGCGGCAAGUCCAGCGUCCUCGAGGCGCUCGUCGGCCGCGACUUCCUGCCCCGGGGCUCCGACAUAUGCACGCGGCGACCCCUCGUGCUGCAGCUCGUGCACCAGCCCCGCCGCCCCGCCGACGCCGAGGCGGAUGAGUGGGGCGAGUUCCUCCACCUCCCCGGCCGCCGCUUCUAUGACUUCCGCGAAAUCCGCCGCGAGAUCCAGGCCGAAACAGACAGAGAGGCGGGUGGUAACAAAGGUGUGUCAGAUAAGCAGAUACGACUGAAGAUCUACUCACCAAAUGUUCUAAACAUUACGUUGGUUGACUUGCCUGGGAUAACUAAGGUGCCAGUUGGUGACCAACCAACUGACAUUGAGGCCAGAAUAAGGACCAUGAUAUUGUCGUAUAUCAAGCACAAGACAUGUAUCAUCUUGGCUGUUUCGCCAGCAAAUGCAGACUUAUCGAAUUCUGAUGCUCUUCAAAUUGCUCGAAAUGCUGACCCUGAUGGUUCUCGAACAAUUGGUGUUAUAACAAAGCUGGACAUAAUGGACAGGGGCACAGAUGCUCGUAACUUUCUGUUGGGAAAUGUGAUUCCAUUACGACUAGGCUAUGUUGGUGUGGUAAACCGCAGUCAACAGGAUAUCAAAUCAGAUCUCAGUAUCAAGGAAGCUCUGGCGCGCGAAGAAAGUUUCUUCCGUAAUCAUCCAGCGUAUAAUGGUCUUGCUCAGUACUGUGGUAUACCACAAUUAGCAAAGAAGUUAAACCAGAUUUUGGUCCAGCAUAUAAAGACUGUUCUGCCAGGAUUGAAGUCACGUAUAAGUUCUCAAUUGACAACUACUGCUAAGGAGCUUUCCUUUUAUGGUGAUCCAGUCGAGUCCAAGGCUGGUCAAGGUGCUAAGCUUUUGAACAUUCUGGCAAAGUACUGUGAAGCUUUCUCCUCAAUGGUGGAGGGAAAAAAUGAGGACAUAUCAACAAUUGAGCUUUGUGGUGGAGCAAGGAUCCAUUAUAUUUUUCAAUCUAUAUAUGUAAAAAGCUUAGAGGUUCGUGAUUUUGUUGCAUGUUCAAUUACAACCUUUUCAUUAUGUUGUACCACAUCAUUGUUCUAUAAUGAAGUUAUAGAACUUUUUACACAGGAUGUUGACCCUUGUGAAGAUGUUACCGAUGAAGACAUCCGUAUGGCUAUACAGAACGCAACUGGUCCUAGGAGUGCUUUGUUCGUACCUGAGGUACCUUUUGAGGUCCUUGUACGCAGGCAGAUCAGCAGAUUGCUUGAUCCAAGCCUUCAGUGUGCAGGUUUCAUAUACGAUGAGCUAGUCAAGAUGAGCCAUCGCUGUCUUGCUGUUGAGCUGCAGCAGUUUCCUCUGCUCCGUAGGAGCAUGGAUGAAGUCAUCGGGAGGUUUUUACGGGAUGGGCUUAAGCCUGCGCAGGAUAUGAUAGCACAUAUCAUUGAGAUGGAGGCGGAUUACAUAAACACAUCUCAUCCAAAUUUCAUCGGCGGCAGCAAGGCUGUUGAGCAAGCACAGCAGCAAGUUAGGUCUUCUAGACUGGCAGCUGUGGCUAGAAGAGAGGGAGUAGAUGCUGAUAAGUCACAAGCUUCUGAUAAAACUCAAAAGCCGCGUGCGCUUUUGGGUAGAACUGGUGUAAAUGGAGUAGUCACAGAUCAUCUCCAGGGUUUACGGCCUGCUGCUGAGGCUGAGAGGCCAGGAUCUUCAGGUAGUGGAAGCACAUCUUUCUGGGGAUCAAUAUCAAUAUUUUCUUCUACUAGUGAUGAUCGUACACAUUCUUCUGCAAAAGACAACUCAUCGAACAAAUCUUAUACAGCUUCUACUUCCCACCUGGAGCAUUCACUCUCUACGAUACAGUUGAGAGAGCCACCAGUUGUCUUGAAACCUUCAGAAAGCCAGUCUGAGCAGGAGGCGCUUGAAAUAGCAAUAACUAAGUUGCUACUGAAGUCAUAUUACAAUAUAGUGCGGAAAAAUGUUGAGGACUUCGUUCCAAAGGCAAUCAUGCAUUUUCUGGUUAACCACACAAAACGGGAGCUGCAUAAUUACCUUAUAACUAAGCUUUAUAGAGACGACCUCUUUGCGGACAUGCUCAGAGAACCCGAUGAAAUAACCAUAAAGAGGAGGCAAAUACGUGACACCCUCAAGGUCCUUCAGCAAGCAUACAAGACUUUGGAUGAGAUACCACUUGAAGCGGACACAGUUGAGAGAGGCUAUUCCCUGGAUGCCGAUGCAACAGGUCUACCAAGGGCUCAUGGGCUUUCUUCAUCCUUCCAAGAUGGAAGCUCGCCAUAUUCGACCCCAAAGCAACCAAGGUCAAGGAAAUCUAGCCACUCAGGGGAGCAGCUGCCAUUCAAUCCCGAUGCAAGCGGUAACGGAUUUUGAUCUCGCCAUUCACGACCGUCACCCGAACGAACCAGUGGUUGAACCAGGCGAUGUACCGUGGUUGCACGCAUUCUGCAUUCAGUUUGUUUGCACCAGAUAGAUGUAUGCUUUUCUAGUUCUACUACUAUUCUUUUCACUCAGUGUUGCGCCCCAAUGAAGCCAUGACAUGGAGCGAGUUUUGCCCGUUUGCCCCCUUUGUACAGUAUAUUUCGCUGCCCAAUCGUUUCAUCAUAAAAUGAUAUAUCAGUGAUGGGUAUAGUUUUAGUUUAAGCCCAGGGAAGAGUCUAUGGUUGCUCGGUGUUAGUAUCGAGCGUCCGAAUGCCUGUAUCCUAAAAGACGGUUUUGCCUUGCAAAAUCUGACAAGGUUGGUUGGUAAGGAUACGCAAAACAAAUUUGUGUUGCAUAAAGUUGGUGGUCUGUACCAGUAUAAGUUUGGUGAUUUCAGUCGAUCACUGGUGAUUUGCAAAGAGAAGCUCUGUUCAUUUA